GACUCAGCUGUUAAUUGACCAAAAUACCCCUGUUAAUUAACUAAACGUAACACACAUCCCGAAGAUGGAUCUGAGUCUGCAGCUGCAGGUUCACGGCGCGUUAAUCAAAGGCCCGUCGUGUCCUUCUUAUUGGGCUUCUUCUUCUUCUUCGUCACUCUCUCUUCCUCGUGAUUUCAUUUCUUCUUCUCGGUUUCUUCUUCAUCGAAGACUCAGAAGAAGCUGCUCUCGUUCUCGUGGAAUUCGAUUAAGACGGCGUGGUUUCUCGGCGAUGCCUUGUUCUUCUUCUGAUACUCUUACGGCUUCUCGCGUCGGUUGUGGCGGAGGAGGUGGUGGUGGUGGCGGUGGAGCUGAUAAUGCUUCUGUCGCUAAUUUCAAGCUCAACGAAUCUACUUUCCUUGCUUCUCUUAUGCCUAAGAAAGAAAUCCGUGCGGAUCGCUUCAUCGAAGCUCAUCCUGAGUACGACGGUCGUGGUGUAGUCAUCGCUAUCUUUGAUUCUGGUUUUGAUCCUUCUGCUGCUGGCUUGCAUGUAACUUCUGAUGGAAAACCCAAGGUUUUGGACGUCAUUGACUGCACUGGAAGUGGAGAUAUAGAUACAUCCACAGUGGUGAAAGCCAAUGAAGAUGGUCAUAUUCGUGGAGCAUCAGGGGCACCUUUGGUUGUCAAUUCUUCAUGGAAAAAUCCCACUGGAGAGUGGCGUGUAGGUUUCAAGUUGGUUUAUCAGUUAUUUACAGAUGACUUAACUUCUCGUGUGAAGAAAGAGAGAAGAAAAUCUUGGGAUGAAAAGAAUCAGGAAGAAAUUGCAAAGGCUGUAAACAAUCUAUAUGAUUUCGAUCAGAAGCACAGCAAGGUGGAAGAUGCGAAAUUGAAGAAAACCCGUGAAGACCUCCAAAGCAAAGUUGAUUUUCUGAAAAAACAAGCUGAUAAAUAUGAAGACAAAGGGCCUGUUAUUGAUGCUGUUGUGUGGCAUGAUGGAGAAGUAUGGAGGGUUGCACUUGAUACACAGAGUCUGGAAGAGGAUCCAGAUAGCGGGAAACUAGCAGACUUCUCCCCCCUGACUAACUACCGAAUUGAGCGGAAGUAUGGCGUGUUUAGCCGACUAGAUGCAUGCUCCUUUGUUGCUAACGUGUAUGAUGAGGGGAAGGUUCUAAGCAUUGUAACUGAUAGUUCUCCUCAUGGCACUCAUGUUGCUGGAAUAGCUACUGCACACCACCCUGAGGAGCAUUUGUUAAAUGGUGUGGCACCUGGUGCACAGAUAAUAUCUUGCAAAAUUGGAGACUCGCGAUUAGGUUCAAUGGAGACUGGAACUGGAUUGAGUCGGGCAUUGAUAGCUGCCCUGGAGCAUAACUGUGAUCUUGUCAACAUGAGCUAUGGAGAGCCAGCAUUACUUCCAGACUAUGGGCGCUUUGUUGAUCUUGUUACUGAAGCUGUGAACAAGAGACGCCUAAUAUUUGUAAGUAGUGCUGGCAACAGUGGUCCAGCUUUGACAACGCCGGUGCCCAUUCAGUGGUGGAAGCCUCCCAGUGAGGGGCUUGAAUACACUUGGUCAAGCCGGGGGCCAACAUCUGAUGGGGAUCUUGGUGUCUGCAUAAGUGCACCUGGUGGGGCUGUUGCUCCUGUUCCUACAUGGACGCUUCAAAGACGCAUGCUCAUGAAUGGAACAUCAAUGGCAUCUCCUUCUGCCUGUGGAGCAAUUGCGUUACUUCUAAGUGCUAUGAAGGCUGAGGGCAUCCCAGUUAGCCCGUACAGUGUGAGAAGGGCCCUUGAGAAUACAUCUACACCUGUAGGUGAUCUACCUGAAGAUAAACUAACUACUGGACAAGGGCUUAUGCAAGUUGAUAAGGCAUAUGAAUACUUAAAAAAGUUUCAGGACUAUCCAUGCGUAUUUUAUCAGAUAAAGGUCAAUCUCUCCGGGAAAACAAUUCCAACAUCACGGGGCAUCUACCUGCGGGAGGGUACUGCUUGCAGACAGUCUACUGAGUGGACGGUACAAGUUGAUCCAAAGUUCCAUGAAGGUGCAAGUAAUUUAAAGGAACUUGUCCCUUUUGAGGAAUGUCUUGAGUUGCACUCCACAGAUGAAGGAGUUGUACGGGUUCCUGACUAUCUCCUUCUCACUCAUAACGGACGUAGCUUCAACGUUGUUGUGGAUCCCACAAAUCUUGGUGAUGGUGUGCAUUACUUUGAAGUUUAUGGGAUUGAUUGCAAAGCACCAGAGCGUGGUCCUCUUUUCAGAAUCCCAGUAACAAUAAUAAUUCCCAAGACUGUGGCAAAUCGACCUCCUGUUAUCUCAUUUCAGCAAAUGUCUUUCAUCUCAGGCCACAUUGAACGAAGAUAUAUUGAGGUACCACAAGGAGCAACAUGGGCUGAGGCUACAAUGCGAACUUCGGGGUUUGAUACUACACGACGAUUUUAUAUUGAUACACUUCAGCUUUGCCCAUUGCGAAGGCCUAUCAAGUGGGAGAGCGCAUCAACUUUCGCAUCUCCGUCUGCGAAAAGCUUUGCGUUUCCUGUGGUUAGUGGUCAAACGAUGGAACUAGCUAUAGCUCAAUUCUGGUCAAGUGGCCUUGGAAGUCGUGAACCAACUAUCGUUGACUUUGAGAUUGAAUUCCAUGGAGUAGGUGUCGAUAAAGAAGAAUUGUUACUUGAUGGAAGUGAAGCACCAAUAAAAGUUGAAGCUGAAGCACUAUUGGCAUCUGAAAAACUUGUUCCCAUAGCUGUCCUUAACAAGAUAAGAGUCCCGUAUCAACCUAUUGAUGCACAACUGAAGACUCUAUCAACUGGCCGUGAUAGACUACUGUCGGGCAAACAGAUACUAGCAUUGACCUUAACCUACAAGUUCAAAUUAGAAGAUUCAGCUGAAGUAAAACCGUAUAUACCAUUAUUGAACAAUCGCAUAUAUGACACAAAAUUUGAGUCCCAGUUUUAUAUGAUCUCUGAUGCCAACAAGCGUGUAUAUGCCAUGGGUGAUGUUUAUCCUGAGUCUUCUAAACUUCCCAAGGGAGAAUAUAAACUGCAGCUGUAUCUGAGGCAUGAAAAUGUGCAGCUGCUGGAAAAGUUGAAGCAGCUCAUUUUGUUUAUUGAAAGAAAUAUGGGGGAGAUUCGGCUGAAUUUACAUUCUGAACCAGAUGGUCCGUUCACAGGAAAUGGUGCCUUUAAGUCCUCUAUUCUAAUGCCAGGGGUGAAGGAAGCGUUUUAUCUGGGCCCACCAACAAAAGACAAGUUACCCAAGAAUACUCCCCAAGGAUCUGUGUUGGUGGGAGAAAUCUCAUAUGGCAAAUUGUCAUUUGAUGAUAAAGAAGGGAAGAAUCCAAAGGAUAAUCCUGUAUCUUAUCCGAUAUCAUAUGUGGUUCCACCAAAUAAGCCUGAGGAAGAUAAAAAGGCAGCUUCUGCUCCAGAUAGCUCUAAAUCAGUAUCAGAACGCUUGGAACAAGAGGUUCGUGAUACAAAAAUCAAAUUUCUUGGGAACCUAAAACAAGAAACUGAGGAAGAGCGUUCAGAGUGGAAAAAGUUGUGUGCCUGUCUCAAGUCUGAAUACCCAAACUACACUCCAUUACUAGCUAAGAUCCUGGAAGGUUUACUGUCUCGAUCUGAUGCUGGGGACAAAAUCAGCCAUCACGAAGAGAUUAUAGAAGCUGCAAACGAAGUAAUACGCAGUGUUAAUGUAGAUGAGUUAGCAAGAUUCUUGCUAGACAAAACUGAACCAGAAGAUGCUGAAGCAGAGAAAUUGAAGAAAAAAAUGGAGAUGACACGUGAUCAACUGGCAGAUGCACUAUACCAGAAAGGGUUAGCCAUGGCGAGAAUCGAGAAUCUGAAAGGUGAGAAGGGAGAUGAAGGAGAAGAAGAAAGUAGUCAGAGGGAUAAAUUCGAAGAAAACUUCAAAGAACUGACAAAAUGGGUAGACGUGAAAUCAUCUAAAUAUGGUACUCUCACUGUUCUAAGAGAGAAACGGCUCUCACGACUCGGGACUGCAUUGAAGGUACUUGAUGACUUGAUCCAAAACGAGAGCGAGACUGCGAAUAAGAAACUGUACGAACUGAAACUGGGUUUGCUGGAGGAAUUAGGUUGGAGCCAUUUGGUUACGUAUGAGAAGCAAUGGAUGCAGGUUCGUUUCCCUACAAGCUUACCCCUCUUUUAGUAGUUGUUGCUACCUUCUUGUUCAAUAAAAGUGCUACGUUCUUGUUCAAUAAAAGCUUGUCCAGAACAUUUAGUUCGUUGUUUUUCUAAAACCCAAACUACUGUUUUAUUUUCUGUCCUUAGAAACUGUAUGUUCUUGUCUAUUGAUAUAAUUUUCAGUUGUGAAUCAAUAAAAUUAUAGUUCAAUU
Messenger RNA from Arabidopsis arenosa, 4319 nucleotides. The record is from the annotation of a GenBank genome assembly. Lineage: Eukaryota; Viridiplantae; Streptophyta; Magnoliopsida; Brassicales; Brassicaceae.